Messenger RNA from Meyerozyma guilliermondii ATCC 6260, 810 nucleotides. It is a transcript of the gene BUD23, whose product is annotated as 18S rRNA (guanine1575-N7)-methyltransferase. The transcript has a single exon. Gene Ontology annotation, biological process: rRNA (guanine-N7)-methylation. The record is from RefSeq and is a predicted model, not a curated record. Lineage: Eukaryota; Fungi; Ascomycota; Pichiomycetes; Serinales; Debaryomycetaceae. Bases 1 to 810 code for a protein of 269 amino acids. Gene Ontology annotation, molecular function: rRNA (guanine) methyltransferase activity. Gene Ontology annotation, cellular component: nucleolus.
AUGUCCAGACCAGAAGAACUAGCACCUCCAGAGGUGUACUACAAUGAUGUAGAGUCUCACAAGUACACAUCCUCGACUCGUGUACAGCAUAUUCAAGCCCAAAUGACACUUAGGGCUCUUGAACUUCUCAACUUGGAACAGGACGCUCCGCACUUUAUACUUGAUGUUGGUUGUGGAUCUGGAUUAUCAGGUGAAAUUUUGACAGAAGAAGGCUACAACUGGGUAGGAAUGGAUAUAGCGCCCAGUAUGUUGGCGUCAGCCCUCGACCGAGAAGUUGAAGGAGACCUUUUCUUGGCAGAUAUUGGAAAUGGUAUACCAUUCAGACCCGGUACUUUUGAUGCUGCCAUAUCUAUUUCGGUGAUCCAGUGGCUCUGUAAUGCCGACUCAGCCAAUGUAGACCCCAAGAAGAGAAUUUUGCACUUUUUCAAUUCAUUAUAUGCUUCAUUAAAACGAGGUGGAAAGUUUGUGGCUCAAUUUUACCCUAUGAACGAUAAGCAAACACAAGCCAUUUUGGACGCUGCAAAGAUAGCAGGGUUUGGAGGAGGACUUGUCAUCGACGAUCCGGAGUCAAAAAGACACAAAAAGUACUACUUGGUAUUGACGGCAGGUCAAAGUGAAAGAUCGAUCAAUUUGGCCGGUACCGAAAUGGAAGUUUCCAGCGAGAAUAAGAGCAUGAAUAGGAAAAAGAGGAAGCACUUGGAGUCCAAGAAGGAGUUCAUAGCGAGAAAGAAGGAAACCAUGAGGAGACAAGGCAAGAAGGUGGCUCUUGAUUCCAAGUUUACAGCAAGAAAGCGGAGACCCCGUUUCUAG